UGGAGAGACUUACAUAAAGAGUUGAAAUACAAAGAGAGGGAAAAUAAAUCUAUCAGUUUUGUGUGAUAAUGGCGCUGCGAGCCGCUCUGCUGAAGAGUAUCUGGUACGCUUUCACUUCACUGGACACAGAAGAUAGCGGGAAAGUGUCCAAGUCACAGCUGAAGGUUCUGUCUCAUAAUCUUCACAGUGUUUUGAGGAUUCCUCAUGACCCAGAGGCCCUCGAGAGACACUUCAGUGAUGAUGAUGAUGGUCCAGUGUCCACUCAUGGGUACAUGCCCUACCUAAACCAGUUUAUACUGGACAAGGUGGUGGAGGGCACGUUUGUUAAAGAAGAGGUGGAUGAAUUGUGCUGGACUCUCUGUUCUAAGAAAUACUACCGUCCUGAAACCCUCCGUGUUCUGUCCAAUCAGGACGCACUACGACUCUGGUGUCUCUUUAACUUCCUGGCAGAGGAUCAGUAUCCUCUUGUGCUUGUACCAGAGGAGGCGGAGUAUUUGCUGAGGAAGAUCAGCAGCGUGAUGACGGUGGAGUUGAACUGUGUUGACGUGGAGGAGUUUCUGUCACAGGACUGCGUUCAGAAGGACGGUUUGAACGUCUGGAGUUUCCUGCAGCUGGUGAACUCGGCCACUAUGAGUCGAGGGGUGGAUAAAGACAGUAUCAGUAUGGCGGUAGAGAAGGUAUAUCGAGAGAUGGUGGGAAGCGUCCUGAAAGAGGGAUAUCUGUGGAAGAAGGGUCACUUACGUAGGAACUGGACGGAACGCUGGUUUUGUUUGAAGCCCGGCUCUCUAUCGUACUUUAUAAACGAGGACUGUAAAGAGUGUAAAGGCGUCAUUGAUAUGGACCAGAACUGCUGUGUUGAGGUGCUGUCUGACAGGGAAGGGAAGAGAUGCAUGUUUUGUGUGAAGACCCUUAACAAAACCUUUGAGAUCAGCGCAUCUGACUCCAGACAGAGACAAGAGUGGAUUACAGCGAUCCAAACAGCUUUGCGUCUGUCUGCUGAGGGAAAAAGCUCUCUGCAUGAGGAGCUGAGGGCCCGUCGGCAGGAGCUGCGUGAAGAGAGAGACAGGAGACGUGCGUUUCGGGCGGAGGAGACACGCAGGCUUCAGGAGUUGCAGGGGGAGCGUGAGGAGCAGCUGGCUGAACUGGAGCUUCUGAAGGAGGCGCAGAGACAAGCUCGGGACUCCUUACGGCAGGAGGAGCAGAGGAGGCGCAGUCAGCAUGAGGAGCUCCAGAAGACCCUUCAGAGACAGCUGCAGGAGGCAGAGGAGGCAAGAGCGAAUCUUCACGCAGAGGUAACCGUAAGAGAUCUGGAGGUGGAACAUCAGCGCAGGAGAAUCAAAGAACUCGAAGAUCUUCAUUGCAGACUGCAGGACGCUUUAGAUCAACAGAUCAGAGCCCGCCAAGAGGAGGAGACCUACAGAUACACACAGACCAGGCUCUUGGCGGAGGAGGAGGAGAAGGUGAAGUCUCUUCUGGCUCUACAGGAGGAGCAGGAGGUGCAGCUCCUCCAGACCCAGCGAGAGAAACAGGAGCUUAAGCAGGAGAUGGAGAGAAAGUCACAGGCUCUCGAAGAGGCCCAGCGACAGGUGGAGAAAAUCCGGGCCAGUCGACGUCGAGUUGAUCAGGACAUCGCUGCUGCUCAGCGAAAGCUUCGACAGGCCAGUACCAGCGUGAAGCACUGGAACGUUCAGAUGAACCGACUCAUGCACCCCAUUGCCCCUGGAGAGAGGAGAUCUUCUUCUCUGACCUCUCCGGUCCGUGCUUCUUCAGUCAGUGAGAUAGAGUCAAGAACUCACCAGAGAUCAGAGAGAGAACUACACAAACACAAGAGCUUUGACUGUGGGGACAACAUCAGAUAUGUUGAGAAUAUGGACUUCAGCAACAAACUUCCUUCUGAUAGCGAUGAUCAAUAGACCUGACAACGCAGAAUAAACUUGACAUAGAGAAGUGAUAAACCUGAUGUGGACAUAAAUAAACCUGAUAUAAAGCUGAGUAAACCUGACAUAGAGAUAAAUAAACCUGACUAAGAGAAGUGAUAAACCUGAUGUGGACAUAAAUAAACCUGAUAUAACGCAGAAUAAACCUGACGUGGACAUAAAUAAACCUGAUAUAAAGCUGAGUAAACCUGACAUAGAGAUAAACAAACCUGACUUAAUGCUAAGUAAACCUGACAUAGAGAUGAAUAAACCUGACUUAAUGCGAAGUAAACCUGAUAUAUAGAUGAAUAAACCCGACUUAAUGCUAAGUAAACCUACUGUAACAGAGAAGUGAUAAACCUGAUAUGGAGAUGAAUAAACCUGACAUAGAGAAGUGAUAAACUUGAUGUGGACAUAAAUAAACCAGAUAUAAAGCUGAGUAAACCUGACAUAGAGAUAAACAAACCUGACUUAAUGCUAAGUAAACCUGACAUAGAGAUGAAUAAACCUGACUUAAUGCGAAGUAAACCUGAUAUAUAGAUGAAUAAACCCGACUUAAUGCUAAGUAAACCUACUGUAACAGAGAAGUGAUAAACCUGAUAUGGAGAUGAAUAAACCUGACAUAGAGAAGUGAUAAACUUGAUGUGGACAUAAAUAAACCAGAUAUAAAGCUGAGUAAACCUGACAUAGAGAUAAACAAACCUGACUUAAUGCCAAGUAAACCUGACAUAGAGAUAAACAAACCUGACUUAAUGCCAAGUAAACCUGACAUAGAGAUAAACAAACCUGACUGAAUGCUAAGUAAACCUGACAUAGAGAUGAAUAAACCUGACUUAAUGCUAAGUAAACCUGAUAUAGAAGUGAUAAACCUGAUAUGGAGAUGAAUAAACCUGACUUAGAGAAGUAAUAAACCUGAUGUGGAUAUAAAUAAACCUGAUAUAAUGCAGAAUAAACCUGACAUGGACAUAAAAAAACUGACAUAAAGCUGAGUAAACCUGACAUAGAGAUAAACAAACCUGACUUAAUGCUAAGUAAACCUGACAUAGAGAUGAAUAAACCUGACUUAAUGCCAAGUAAACCUGAUAUAGAGAUGAAUAAACCUGACUUAAUGCUAAGUUAACCUAACAGAGAAGUGAUAAACCUGUUAUGGAGAUUAAUAAACCUGACAUAGAGAAGUGAUAAACUUGAUGUGGACAUAAAUAAACCAGAUAUAAAGCUGAGUAAACCUGACAUAGAGAUAAACAAACCUGACUUAAUGCCAAGUAAACCUGACAUAGAGAUGAAUAAACCUGACUUAAUGCUAAGUAAACCUGACAUAGAGAUAAACAAACCUGACUUAAUGCCAAGUAAACCUGACAUAGAGAUGAAUAAACCUGACUUAAUGCCAAGUAAACCUGACAUAGAGAUGAAUAAACCUGACUUAAUGCCAAGUAAACCUGACAUAGAGAUGAAUAAACCUGACAUAGAGAAGUGAUAAACCUGAUAUGGACAUAAAUAAACCUGAUUUAAUGAUGAGUAAACCUGAUGAAUAAACCUGACUUAAUGCUAGGUAAACCUGACAUAGAGAUAAACAAACCUGACUGAAUGCUAAGUAAACCUGGCAUAUAGAUGAAUAAACCUGACUUAAUGCUAAGUAAACCUGACAUAGAGAUGAAUAAACCUGACGUGGAGAUAAAUAAACCUGACAUAGAGAAGUGAUAAACCUUAGCCUACCUGAGUGAUAAGUGAUAAAUAAGCCUGACCUAGAGAUGAAUGACAUAAUGCUGAGUAAAGGUGAUGUGGAGAUAAAUAAAGAUGACAUUGAUGCUAAAAAGAGUCUGGUGUUAAAUAUGUAAUGAAUCAGUUGUGUAUUGUCUGUGUGUAUUUGUGAUGAUGACUGUAGUGUCAGUGCGUGUGGGAGAUUUGAGCGAAACUCUUGUGGUUUGACUUCCUGUUUCCUGUCUUAGCUGAAGAUGCUGUGUUGUGUUUGUUAGAUGAACAACUCUUUAUCAAACAUUUCAUUUAUUUAAAACAUAAUAUGUGUGUAGAGCAGUGUCUGAUAACAGAUAAUCACAUGACAGAGACUCAUCAGACACAUCUGAU
Paramisgurnus dabryanus is the source of this 3998-nucleotide messenger RNA. It is a transcript of the gene def6b, whose product is annotated as DEF6 guanine nucleotide exchange factor b. The record is from RefSeq and is a predicted model, not a curated record. Gene Ontology annotation, cellular component: cytoplasm; nucleus. NCBI's taxonomy places the organism in Eukaryota, Metazoa, Chordata, Actinopteri, Cypriniformes, Cobitidae.